AUGAAAAUUGUUUCUCCAAGCUAUAUUCGUGAAGUGUUAAUCGUCAUUAUUAUUGUAAUCCAUGUCUCGACGAUACCUACGACCGCGCAUUAUAGGCGUUGUCAUGAUAAAUUCCACCAUGAAGAACAUCAUUAUAAACAUCAUCAUUGUAAACAUUAUAAAACAACUGUAACGAUUACAGAAUAUGUUUUAGGUGAAUGUUCAACGACGAGUUCUCCACCGACUACCUGUUUUGUCCCACCAGAUAACUCUUCAGUCUCAUAUACUACUCCCGUUUCAUCAGAAACAUCUUCAGUAGCUACUACUUCAUCGAUUACUCCAUAUCCAUCAGAUACAUCAAUUGCUUCAUACCCAUUAGAUACAUCGAUUACUCCGUCAGAUACAUCUUCACCGAUUACUACAGUUCCGCCAGAUACAUCUUCGACAGCUAGUUUAUCUUCACCGAUUACUACAGUUCCGUCAGAUACAUCUUCGACAACUGGUUUAUCUUCACCGAUUACUACAGUUCCGCCAGAUACAUCUUCGACAAAUAGUUUAUCUUCACCGAACACUCCGGCUCCGUCACAUACUUCUUUGCCAACUACUACGUCCAACAAAACCACGGCAACUGUUACAGCUACAGAAGAUACGCCGACCUCUUCUAGAAUUACUUCAUCAACCGCCCCAUCCUCGACGACUACUUCAACGCCUACCGUCAAACCGUCAACGUUUUUGGCGUACACCCUUUUUUCAAGCUUUAAUGUCAAUUAUCCGGGUUUCAGCAAAAGCAUAUUAGGUUUGGUAACAUUUUUUCAAACUCCUGAUGGAAAAACCAUUAUCUCGGGACAGUUAAGUCAAACUUUAACCCGAUUCGACGGAACUUAUACUUUCGUAAUUCGUGAUGAAAAGGAAACGAUAUUGUUUGAUUUUACAAAGUCAAUUAUCCCAAUUCAAAUUGGUGGUGCUUCUACAUUCAGCACGACUCAAAAUUUGAUAUUGAUUAGUGGAGAAAAGAGCAUCAUCGGGAAAUAUUUUGAAAUAAGGUUUCAAGACGUAGUCAUUGCGAGGGGACAAAUAGUUGAAGAUUUUGGAGUUUGA
Molecule: messenger RNA, 1077 nt
Organism: Acaulospora morrowiae
Lineage: Eukaryota; Fungi; Glomeromycota; Glomeromycetes; Diversisporales; Acaulosporaceae
Source: the annotation of a GenBank genome assembly